UCCUUAUUUCUCUCCAUUGCGCAUCGUCAAAAAUCCCCAAUUUCCUUCUCUUCCUCCGAUUCAAAAUCCCUUCGCAAAAUUCCCCCAAAUCCCAAAACACAAUCUUGAUCUUCUGUAAAUCAGAGAAGCCAUGGAUAACAGCAGCAGCAUCAACUCCACCGCAUCUACCACCUCCAACAUUAGCACGGCUUCCCUCGAAAAGAUCGAUCAGGCGGCGAGCUGGGUCAGCACCACCGUAAUCUCCGCCUUCUUCGCCUCCCUCGAGCGUUGCUCCUGCGUUAAUCUUUCUACAUCCGAUGAUGACGACGACAACGAAGAAUCCCACAACCGUCCCCUUGCUCUCUCCGCCGCUCCUCAACCAGACGACAUCGUUUAAGCUUCUCUGACUCCUCCGGUAAUCCUCCCUCGGUUUCGCGUUUUUUUUUGGGUUCUUCUUCUCCUAAAUCGGUGGUGUGGAGCUUGUAGUUUCCUGGUCUAGGAAUAGAUCUGCGAUGUUUGAUGCUCAGAACUUAUUGAUUGUAUAUCCCAGAUUCGAUGUUUGAUUUCACCCAAAUGUGAUUAUACUACGUACAUUUGAACGAAUAUGGUUGUUCUUUGUUCGUGAUUUGUGAUGUUUAUUUAUAUA
Molecule: messenger RNA, 625 nt
Organism: Eutrema salsugineum
Lineage: Eukaryota; Viridiplantae; Streptophyta; Magnoliopsida; Brassicales; Brassicaceae
Exons: 1
Coding region: 131-376 (81 amino acids)
Source: RefSeq, a predicted model, not a curated record